AUGGGUCUUUACGGUGAGAGAUCCGGUGCUCUGCACGUGGUAGUUAAUGACGAAACUUCCAGAAAGGCCAUUGUGUCGCAAUUAGAGCUCGUUGAGCGAUCCGAGAUCUCAAAUCCCCCUGCUUACGGUUCACGCAUUGUUGCCCGCAUCCUGAACGACCCCGUGCUGUACCAAGAGUGGGUCAAGGACCUGAAGGCCAUGUCGUACCGUAUCAUUGACAUGAGAAAGGAGCUCAAAGACCGACUUGUCGCUGCUGGCACCCCUGGCAACUGGGACCACAUUGUCAAUCAAAUCGGCAUGUUCUCCUACACCGGUCUCUCCCCAGCGCACGUCCAGCGUCUGGUUAACGAGUUCCACAUCUACCUCGUCGCCAACGGCCGUAUCUCCAUGGCCGGCCUCAACACCAAUAACAUCGACUACGUCGCCCAGUCCAUCGACAGAGUCGUCAAAGACUCUCUCAAGGCUAGUAAUCUCUAA
Messenger RNA from Sugiyamaella lignohabitans, 477 nucleotides. RefSeq names its product aspartate transaminase AAT2 (gene AAT2). Gene Ontology annotation, molecular function: L-aspartate:2-oxoglutarate transaminase activity; pyridoxal phosphate binding. Gene Ontology annotation, cellular component: cytosol. The record is from RefSeq and is a predicted model, not a curated record. Lineage: Eukaryota; Fungi; Ascomycota; Dipodascomycetes; Dipodascales; Trichomonascaceae. Gene Ontology annotation, biological process: L-aspartate biosynthetic process. The coding region runs from base 1 to 477 and encodes 158 amino acids. The transcript has a single exon.